This is a messenger RNA of Bacillus rossius redtenbacheri, 967 nucleotides long. Its product is annotated as hemolymph lipopolysaccharide-binding protein-like. Gene Ontology annotation, molecular function: signaling receptor activity. The record is from RefSeq and is a predicted model, not a curated record. Lineage: Eukaryota; Metazoa; Arthropoda; Insecta; Phasmatodea; Bacillidae. The transcript is spliced from 5 exons. Bases 131 to 847 code for a protein of 238 amino acids.
CGCCUAGUAACCACUGCCAUUAUGGGAACGGUCUCUUAGUUACCUGCUAGUGUAACCUGCAGUCCACGCACCCACUAACACACAUUCUGCACGUAGCUGGUCAUUGCUGUACUCAGGUGUGACCGAGAGGAUGGCUGGCGCAGUGGGCCACUGCGCGUGGCUGCUCGGGCUGCUCCUGGUGACGUCAUGCGAGCCUGAGCCCCAGUGCUCGUCCCUCGCCCCUGGAGGCGUCCACUUCGCCCUCAGCAGCGGCAGGAACCGCACCGGGCACUGGCGCACCCAGGUGCAGCUGAAUCAUGAAAAUAAUCCCUCAGGCAAUGCAACAUUGGAGACUGGAUUAUGGGAAGUGGACAUCAAACAGACAGUCAAGAAAUGCGAAGAACGGGAAAUAAUUGGAAUAGUGGCCUCAGUGACAGCCCCGCCAGUACGAGCGGUUCCAGGCUAUGAGCUGGUGCCCGGCUUGGGCUACUACAAGCUGCACACCUACACCAAGCCAUGGCUCGAGGCUCGGCAGACGUGCAGCGAAGAGGGCGCCCACCUCGCCAUCGUAAACUCAGAACAAGAGCUCAAGGUUCUUCACAGGAUCUACCAGAUGUAUCCCAAGAUACAAGAAGGUUGGAGGAACGAUUGCGCGUACCUUGGCUUUCACGAUAUGUACAAGGAAGGACAGUACAUAACGAUAUUCGGGGAGCCCCUGGCAGACACCGGCUUCUCCAAGUUUGCUCCUGGCGACCCUUCGGACAAGACGGGUACCGAGAACUGUGGCUGCACCUGCCGCAACAAGGAGUUGUUCGACGUUGGCUGCGCCAAUCUGCUGCCGUUUUUCUGCGAGCAAGAAAUUAUGUAAAAUAUCCCACUUACAUGAAGUUAUCUACUGUAAGGCAAAAUUGUUUCUGUGGAACUUGAGUAACUUGUUGCAAAUUUUAUUGUUCUAUUUAAAAAUACAGAUUUUUGAAUAAAGAUUCUU